ACUCACUGCCUCUUUUAGCCAACCACCACACUCCCGCCCUCUCUAUCUGUCGCACUCCAUCUCACUCUGCCAUUCCCCCGCUGCACACUCCUCAAACAAAUUACUCUCUAUCGCUGUCUCUGCAAGCGUGCCCUGUGGAGUCAGCUGUGUGAGUGUGUGCAAAACUUGGGGCUGUGUGGCUUUGAAAUGAGGAAAGAGAGCAGGUUAAUUCGGUGGAUCAGGUGGAUUGUGAUUGUGACUGUUUUGUUCUUGCUGGGCUUCUGCAUAGGCUGGUUUGCAAAGCAUGCAAACUCUCAAAACCACAAGGACUCCAGCCAUUAUCUGAAGGAUUUUCUGGAGGAAAUGAAGGCAGAUCAGAUCCGAGAGCAUCUCCGGAAAUUUUCACAACUUCCCCACCUGGCAGGCACAGAGCAGACCCUCAAGUAUGCAGAGCAGAUCAUGAAAGAGUGGCAGAUGUUUGGAUUAGACUCAGUGGAGAUGGUGCCCUAUGAUGUCCUCUUGUCCUAUCCCAACAAGUCACAACCAAAUUACAUCUCAGUAGUUGAUCACCUCGGCAACGAGGUUUUUAACACUUCCUUGGCUGAACCGGUUCCACAGGGUUAUGAAGAUAUUGCCAAUAUUGUGCCACCAUACAGUGCUUUCUCUGCCAAAGGACAGCCUGAGGUAAAUAAACGGGGACCUGUGUAUGUGAACUAUGGUCGCACAGAAGACUUUUCUCAGUUACAAAGGGAGAUGGGCAUCAAUGUGACUGGGAAGAUUGUCAUUGUCAGAUAUGGAAAAAUAUUCAGAGGUAACAAGGUGAAAAACGCCAUGUUAGCCGGAGCGAAAGGGAUCAUUAUGUUCUCAGACCCAGCAGAUUACUGGGCUGCUGGAGUCCAGCCCUACCCCGAUGGCUGGAACCUACCCGGCAAAGGAGCUCAGAGAGGAAAUGUUCUCAACCUGAAUGGAGCAGGAGACCCACUCACACCAGGGUACCCUGCCAAAGGUAAUACAACCUACAGAUUCAGCCUGGAGGAUGGAAUAGGACUCCCCAGCAUUCCUGUGCAUCCAAUUGGCUUCCAUGAUGCUAUUCACCUUCUGAAAAACAUGGGAGGACAGAUUCCACCCAACAAUUGGAAAGGAGCUCUGAACGUCUCCUACAGCAUUGGCCCAGGCUUUACAGAAGACUUCAAGAGCCAGAAGGUGCGUAUGAACAUUCAUACUAACAACCAGGUAACCAGAAUCUACAACGUCAUUGGAAAGAUUAGAGGAGCCCUGGAGCCAGACGUGUAUGGAUCUCGGAGGGGCAACCGCGAUGCCUGGGUUGGAGGAAUUGAUCCCAUGUCUGGUGCUGCGGUUGUCCAUGAAGCUGUCAGAAGUGCUGGCAAACUGCUAAGUAAAGGCUGGAGGCCAAGGAGGACAAUAAUAUUUGCCAGCUGGGAUGCAGAGGAGUUUGGACUGCUGGGAUCUACAGAAUGGGCACAGGAUAAUGCCAAGUUACUGCAGGAGAGAGCUGUGGCUUACAUCAAUGCAGACUCUGCAAUAGAAGGCAUGUACACUCUGAGGGUUGACUGCACUCCAUCACUACACACUUUGGUGUAUGAUGUCACAAAGCAGAUAGCCAGUCCAGAGGAAGGAGAAGAGGGAGUAUCUCUGUAUGAGAGCUGGCAUAAGAGGGACAACUGGACAAAUGAUCGUGAUGCGCCCAGGAUCAGUAAACUCGGGUCAGGCAGUGAUUUUGAAGCCUAUUUUAUCCGUCUGGGAAUUGCUGCAGGCAGGGCCAGAUACACCAAGAACAAGAAAACAGAGCUCUACAGCAGCUAUCCAGUCUAUCACAGCGUGUAUGAAACCUUCGAGAUCGUGGAAAGGUUUUACGACCCCUCCUUUAAGAGGCUUCAGGCGGUGGCCCAGGUGAGAGGUGGGCUCAUCUUCCUGCUGGCUGAUUCCCACCUCCUCCCUCUUGAUGUUAAUGAGUAUGCAGACUCACUGAGGAAGUAUGCACAGAGCAUAGCACAGCUGGCACAGAGGAGCCCAGUAGAGAUGGAGAAGUAUAAAGUGUCAUUUGAUUCCCUGUUUUCUGCAGUUCACAACUUCUCCGUUGCAGCCAGGGAUUUCCACGAGCGCCUGCAGACUCUCAACAAAGCAGAUCCUCUGCAGCUACGGGUCAUGAACGAUCAGCUCAUGUAUUUGGAGAGAGCCUUUAUAGACCCUCUGGGCUUACCUGGCAGACCUUUCUACAGGCAUGUGAUCUUUGCUCCCAGCAGCCAUAAUAAAUACGCAGGGGAGUCUUUCCCUGGAAUCUAUGAUGCUUUAUUUGACAUUAAGAACUCAGGUGACCCAGCAAAGGCCUGGGAAGAAGUCAAGCGUCAGAUCAGCAUAGCGGCUUUCACGGUCCACGCUGCUGCUAUGACCCUGACACCACCUGCAUGAAGGCAAUCUAAAAAUAUAUAUUUAACUUGACAAAAAUAAUAUAUCCAGUAUCUGCAACUGACAGGGCAGUCCAUGCUUAUCUGGUUGUUUUUGUUAAAGUCUUCAGAAGCAUUUUUACUCUUUCAGGUUUCUGUUUUAUGAUGUGUCUCCAUAAAUAAUUUAUGUUUUUAAUGUUUUGUAGUAAUAAUUUUUGAUUACAAGUCAUCCCAAUAAACCCAUUCAUUACUUAUGGGCACAAAAUAACUCAGAUGUUAGUGAUGUACAAGAUCAAGAAAGUGUUUAAUGAGUUUUAUUAAGACUGCAAUUUUUAAUUUUUGAUAAAUUCCCUCGAAUGCCUGGUACACAACAAAGUUUAUUGGAUGAUAAAAUGAUCUCAUGUAAUGGAAAUGCUGUCAAACAUUUAGCCUAUGUUUAAAAUGCUGAGUUGUCAAAGGCAUAGCAUACAAGGAAUGUCAUUAGGGGACAAUAAAGAUGGAGCAAUCAAAC
Molecule: messenger RNA, 2895 nt
Organism: Archocentrus centrarchus (flier cichlid)
Lineage: Eukaryota; Metazoa; Chordata; Actinopteri; Cichliformes; Cichlidae
Gene: naalad2
Product: N-acetylated alpha-linked acidic dipeptidase 2
Molecular function (GO): carboxypeptidase activity
Source: RefSeq, a predicted model, not a curated record